Oncorhynchus mykiss (rainbow trout) is the source of this 2057-nucleotide messenger RNA. RefSeq names its product homeobox protein BarH-like 2. The record is from RefSeq and is a predicted model, not a curated record. NCBI's taxonomy places the organism in Eukaryota, Metazoa, Chordata, Actinopteri, Salmoniformes, Salmonidae. Gene Ontology annotation, molecular function: DNA-binding transcription factor activity, RNA polymerase II-specific; DNA binding. Gene Ontology annotation, biological process: regulation of DNA-templated transcription.
AGAGAUACGUUGAUUGACACCUGGAGUGUCCUGCAGUGAAGAUGUGUGUGGGGAGAUCGUUUAUAUAUAGCGGCGCGUCCGGGCACAUUGUUCAUAAUUGCCACUCUGAAGCCCACUGCGCGGCUCAAGUUGAAGGCUACUGCAGUUAGUACCGCCAGGGAUAGAACAAAGCAAGCCUUUUCGGAAAAAGGACGACUAAAUGCAUCAAUAACACGAAUUUGCUUGAAGACACCCAACUCUCAAGUUUGAACUGGUUUCAUUUUGACAUUUUGAACUAAUAUUUGGGCACAGUGCGAACGCCAAGCACAUCGGGAAAUCAUGCACUGUCAAGCCGAGUUGAGACUCUCCUCCUCCGGGCAGCUGAAAGCAGCCAGGCGUCGCUACAAGACUUUUAUGAUUGACGAAAUUCUUUCCAAGGAAACUUGUGAUUACUUUGAGAAACUUUCUCUUUACUCAGUAUGCCCUUCACUCAUCGUUAGGCCUAAACCUCUGCACUCAUGUUCGGGAUCCUCCUCACUGCGGGCCUACCCCCUUCUCUCAGUCAUCACGCGGCAGCCCCCCAACAUGCCUCCUCACCUCUCCCAGCCCUCAUCUCCCGGCCAGGUUCCCCACCUGCCCCUGCUCUCCCCCCAGCACCACUCCCGUGUCUCCGAGGCCUCCCACAGCGAGACACCUGUCAGCAUCAGCAGCGAGUCAGACACGGAGCACAGCACCACCCGACUGAAGAAACCCAGACGCAGCCGCACCAUCUUCACUGAGCUGCAGCUCAUGGGCCUGGAGAAGAAGUUCCAGAAACAGAAGUACCUCUCCACCCCUGAUAGACUAGACCUGGCCCAAUCCCUAGGCCUCACACAGCUUCAGGUGAAGACCUGGUACCAGAACAGAAGGAUGAAGUGGAAGAAAAUGGUGCUGAAGGGAGGACAGGAGGCCCCCACCAAGCCCAAGGGCAGGCCUAAGAAGAACUCCAUCCCCACCACCGAGGAGAUAGAGGCAGAGGAAAGGCUGGCCAGGCUGGCUGAGGAGGAGAGAAUGAGGAUGGCACCUGAAGAGGCCUUGGCCGACAGAGAAGCUCCCCAGUCGGAACCCCAUGACCUCAGCACGGUCGCUGGGGCUACAGAGACCUACAAUCCCACGGCGGUGAGCGAGGGUCGAGAGCAGCAAGUGCAGUCACUCCCGAUGCAGUCAGAGACACAUGCUGCCAGCUAAAGAAGACAGUUAUUCAUGUCUGAAUGAAACAGCCAAAGACUGGCGCUGACUGGAAAACAGAAGCACUUACUGUUGUGCCUCAGGAUCACUGAAAAAAGCCUGUUUGGUGUAGAUUAGUCAGUCGUGUUUGAGGUUUGACUAGAGUGGGUGACAUUCAUAGGUACGGUAGAUCAGUUUGGUUUUGCCAUAUCACUUUUGCCAUAUACUGGAAUAAAAUGGUGUUUUAAAAAGAGUUUACAUGUAGAGUUAGGUGUAUAUACAAAUGAAACAUCCAGAAUUGUACAGUGCAUUUUGUCCCUGUGUUUUUGUUUUCCUUUUAGAACAACAUUAUCACCUCCCCAGCCUCAGACCUGCUUGUUUACCGAGAGAGGACUCCUUUAGUCACAUGCUAUCCAGUUUGCCUGAGUGUUGUAGCUAUAUGUAAAUCAAUACUGUGCCACAGAUAUAACACAAAAUGACCACACUGGUCAUAGUGCCUUUUUCUCUCAGAGGAUAUAACAAGCUUUACCAGUCUAGAAACACCAAGGUUUAUUAAUACCAAAUUCAUAUCAAGUGUUCUUUAACAGUGUUUUCCUUUUGCUUAUUAAAAAGAGCAACACUUUGGUAAUGAAUUACUAUAUGCUCUGAAUUACAGUUAACACUGCCAUUGUACUUAUUUUGUCAAGCUUUGAAGGGAAUUGUAUUUCUGUCCAUGAGCUACAGUGUUGUCUUGUUUAUUUGGUCAAUUAACUUGUGUUGUGUUGCUUUACAUUGGAUAGGUUUCCAAAAAAAAAAAACAUGUCAGAUAACGAUAUACAGUACCAGUCAAAAGUUUGGACACACCUACUCAUUCAAGGGUUUUUCUUUAUUUU